Molecule: messenger RNA, 937 nt
Organism: Vanessa tameamea
Lineage: Eukaryota; Metazoa; Arthropoda; Insecta; Lepidoptera; Nymphalidae
Exons: 5
Coding region: 85-879 (264 amino acids)
Source: RefSeq, a predicted model, not a curated record
UCUCGUCGCGUCGUUACAAAAGACUAUUUAAUGUUUAUACACAGAAUAUCGUUGUGUAUUUAAAUAGAAGAAGUCAUAUUUAUCAUGAAUAAAGCAAGAACGAGCCGAAAACAGAUGUCAAUGAUUAUAGAUUUUAUGGAGAAAUACGGAGACAUUCAUAAACCCAGACAAUACCCGGCCCAAGAGAUGAUAAAAUUGAAAUGGAAGGAAUUGAUAAAAAAAUUGAACAGUAUCAGCGACGGACACUAUCGGUCGGAAAUUCGGUGGGGUAAAGUUUGGAGCGAUUUUAAGAAUAAUGCUCGGAGAAAACUAUGUAAAAUCGUCAACGUAUCCAAGGGUGGUCCAGCAGUUAAAUUCAUAAUCACUGACUUGGAGCAUCGGGCGCUUGAAAUAAUGCAAAAUAAAUCUCCUAACAAAGAUGAAGUAGUAGAGAUUGCUAUUGAUGGACAGGUACAAGAACAGGAGGAAGGAAAAAGUUUAUCAAAUGGAUCCGUUCCGGACUAUAUGAAUUCAGUCGUUAAAACUGAAGACUGUACAAUGACUUCCGACACACCAGAAACCAGCAGACAAUCACCGCUAAUCGAAGAAACUCCAAAACCUCAACAACCCACCACCUCCAGUCAAGCGAUAAAAGAUGCCGUAACCCAACUCAUCUUAGAAGCUGAUAAGAACGGAAGGGAUUACGGCAGGCAACGGGAUAGGAUCGACGUUGAUUUAGAGAGGGAGAGGAUUAGGCAAAGGGAUGAGGAGUUACGGCUGAGGGACUACGAGUUAAGGGAGAGAGUGAGGCAGAGAGAUGUGGAACUCCAGCUACAAGACAAAUGGCUGGAAUUCAUGAAGGAAGCGAUGCACCUUAUCAAGCGACAUCUAGAAAAAUAAUAUAUACAAACAUCCCAUGCUUAAGUAGAAGUGUUUUAUUCGAUAUGCUCGGGGAACU